This is a messenger RNA of Pneumocystis jirovecii RU7, 1008 nucleotides long. RefSeq lists its product as uncharacterized. Gene Ontology annotation, biological process: regulation of cyclin-dependent protein serine/threonine kinase activity; mitotic cell cycle phase transition. Gene Ontology annotation, molecular function: cyclin-dependent protein serine/threonine kinase regulator activity. The transcript is spliced from 7 exons. The record is from RefSeq and is a predicted model, not a curated record. The coding region runs from base 1 to 1008 and encodes 335 amino acids. Gene Ontology annotation, cellular component: nucleus; cyclin-dependent protein kinase holoenzyme complex; cytoplasm. Lineage: Eukaryota; Fungi; Ascomycota; Pneumocystomycetes; Pneumocystales; Pneumocystaceae.
AUGUUUCGGCAUGUGUGUUCUUUUCGUUCAAUAUCACUAGAAAGGAAGCAUAAUUGUAUUACGUACAAUUGUUUGAAAGAAGCAGCGAUUGGUAAUAGAAAAAGACAUAAUUAUAAAGAAAAUGGGAUAAGUGAAGGUUCAAAUAAGUCAAUUUUUUCUUUAGACCAAAUACCUAUGUUUUUGUCAACGUAUCCAUGUUUUUUGAAAGAAUGGAUAGUUAUGUCUGAAAGAAUGGUACCGUUUGAAACUACAAUAGUUUUUGAGAAUAUUUUGGCUUCUGAACGACAUAAUUGUUCUAGAAUUAAUCCUAUGUAUAUGGAACAAGUUCAGAGGAUUCCAGAGGUGGACUUUUGGAGAAAGAAUUUAAUUAGAUGGUUUCAUACAAGACCAUACUAUUUAAUUACAAAGGAUACCGCUGCAAUUGCUACAGUAUUGUUGGAUCGGUGUCUUAGUGUUAUGCCUAUUAAUAAACGAAGCCAUAUAUUUAAAGUAGGGAUUGGGUGUUUGUUUAUUGCAACAAAAUUAACGUCCGAUUUUAUUGUUUCUCGUAAAGAGUUUUUAAAAGUAUGUGGAGUUAAAAAAAUUAACCAGGUUCCGAAAUUGGAUAAAUUUGAGAGAAAUGUUUUAAUUGCUUUGGAUUUUCAUAUAUUUGUGGAUAGUAUAUAUGUAUUCGAAAUUAAUAUUUCAGAAAUUUUGCUUUCUCACAAUGUAUUUAAGAAAAUAAAGGAAAAUAAACGCCAAAAAAUCCGUCGUUUGGCUAUGAGUUAUUUUGAUGAUGUAUUUAUUAGUAUACAAUAUCUGGCAUAUCGUCCAUCUGAAAUUGUUGCAGCUUGCUUAUGGUUGGCUAUAAUAGAAGUUCUUUCUUAUCCCAUUUCUCUUCUUGCUAUUGUUGACUUGGUUAAAACAAAUAUUGACCGAUUCUAUGCAAUUAUGAAGCUCCUUCGAUGUCGUUCAGUAAUUGAAAAAAGUUUUAAUUGUAAUAAUUUUGGUGGGAUGACGUUGGUUUAA